AUGUCCGCUCGAGCCGCUGGGGUUUGGCUCUGGGUUUACCUUGUCACCGACGACAUCGUCAGGGAAGCGGAGAGGAGUGAGCAGGUGGCCACCCUCCGAAAUAUUGGUGAGGAGUUCCCCAAUGAUUUGGACAACUACUUUGAGCGCAUGAUUUUGCGGGUUCCAAAGCCCAAUCACGAGAUGGCGCAGAACUUUCUCGUUGUUGUCGAGGAACUACAAAUUCUGCCGCUCACCCACGUCUAA
Messenger RNA from Aspergillus eucalypticola CBS 122712, 243 nucleotides. RefSeq lists its product as uncharacterized. The coding region runs from base 1 to 243 and encodes 80 amino acids. Lineage: Eukaryota; Fungi; Ascomycota; Eurotiomycetes; Eurotiales; Aspergillaceae. The record is from RefSeq and is a predicted model, not a curated record. The transcript has 2 exons.